Messenger RNA from Angiostrongylus costaricensis, 528 nucleotides. Lineage: Eukaryota; Metazoa; Nematoda; Chromadorea; Rhabditida; Metastrongylidae. The record is from the annotation of a GenBank genome assembly.
AUGUCGAAGGCAGCGAAGAAGAAGUCAAGUAAGAAGAGAUCCGGAUCUGAGGCAACUCAGUUCGACCAAAAAACGAUCAAUGAGUUCAAGGAGGCUUUCGGAAUCAUGGACCAGAACAAAGAUGGGAUCAUUGACAAGGGUGAUCUCAAGGAUCUCUAUGCCACAAUGGGGCAAAUUGCUUCUGAUAAGCAAAUUGAGGACAUGAUCAAGGAGGCCCCUGGACCGAUCAAUUUCACCGUCUUCCUCACACUAUUUGGGGAACGAUUGACAGGGACUGAUCCCGAGUCCACUAUUGUCGGUGCCUUUGCGAUGUUCGACAAAAAGGACUGUGGAAAGAUCAAAGAGGAGGAAUUAAUAAAGAUCCUCCAAAAUAAGCGAGGAGAGCCACUCGAUGAAGAUGAAAUCAAGGCUAUGUACAAGGCAAGUCUACUUUGUGGUAAGCCUCCAAUCGAAAACGGCGAGGUCGACUACAAAGCAUUUGCUCAUCUCAUCACCACCGGAGCUCAAGACGAACUCGCAGCUGCAUAA